AUGGCAGUUUCAAAAGAUUAUUACUAUAAAUUAGGCUCAGAAAAACCACAAGAAAGAAUAGAAGCAGCUAAGAAUUUAAUACAGAAUUUAAUUGAUGAAAGUGAAAAGAGUGAAUGGGAAUAUGCAUUAAAUAGGUUACUCAAGGGUAUUAUAACAACUCGUCAAUCUGCUAAAUUUGGAUUCUCAAUGUGUUUAGGUGAGAUCGUUACUGAAUUAUUAGCUAGGGAAGAGAUUACAAUUAGAUCUUAUUUAGAUAAAUUGAAUGAUAUUACUCAAUUGAAGGCUUCAUUGAAAGGUAAAGAAGAAAGAGCAUACUUAUUUGGGAAAUUAUUUGGAUUACAAAUUUUAAUUAAUAAUGGACUGAUAUAUAAAGCUGAAACUGAAGAGAAGAAUAAGUUUGUUAACUCCUUAAUUGAAUUAUCUAUUUUUAAAAAUUGGUUAAGGGAAAGUUCAUUAUUUACGUUAUUUCAGUUUAUUCAAAAUUUGGACCAAGAAGAAAACAAGGAAACGCUUUUGAAGGUAUUACAAUCAUUGAAUAAUCAUGGAUUAAAUUUAUCGACCGAAUCAUGUGCCAUUUAUUUAAUUAUCCAACCUGAAAUCAGAUCAGAAACCUUGUCUAAAUUAACUAAUGCCAAAAUUAAUUGGAAGAAUGGAGAUCCAUUAAAUAAAAACAACUUAUAUUUAUUAUCUAAAGUAUUAAAAGACAUAGAAGUCCCACAACAAGAAGAAGAAUCUAACAAUAAUAAGAAAUCAAAUUGGACAGCUCAAUUGCCUUUUGUAUGGGAUGUAAUAAUCAGUAAAUUGAUAAAUACUCCUGAGAAAUCAGUUUCAAAUGGUAAGAAAAGAGUUAAAAUGGAACAAGAAGUGACAAUUAAAGAAUUUUUCAAAAUUGUAGUUGAUGAAUCAUUGUUUAGUGAAAAAUCAUCACAUGAACGAAAGUACUGGGGUUUUGAAAUAUUUCAAAAAUUUUUAAAAUUGAUAGACAAUGAAGAUGUGAAAUACUUAUUCACUGGUAAUUUUUUAAGAUGUUUGAUUAAUCAAGUAUCUCAAUCCAAUAGAUUACUUAACUCAAUUGCAAAAUCAACUAUUAAGGAAAUUGUAAAUAAGUGUCAAGCGGAACCAGAGGUAUCUUCAAUUAUACUUGAUUGUUUGAUCUCAAAUUGUUGGAAUUUUGAUUUAAUUACAAAGACAAAUACGAUAGAUACUAUUUUGAACAUAAAAUCAGAAUAUGUCAAUAGUUACACUAUAUUAUUCAUUUCCAAAUUUAACUCAUUUGUUGAUUCACAAUCGACUAUUAAUCAACUAAAAAGCUCAAAUGAUAAUAUAUUAAAAUGGUACUUGGAUAAGAUAGGACAUCUCGUUAAAUCUUCAAAAUUUAUUGAUAAUGAUACUAUAGAAUCUAUACUAAACAUGUUGAUUCUGAACUCAUUUUUUAAGUCUAAAUUAAGUAAUAAUAUAGUGAAAUUAAGUCAAGAGAAAUUAAACUCAAUAUUAUCUGCAGUUGUAUCAAGUAAGAAUGGAACUCAAAGUUGGUCAUUAUACGUUUAUAACAAAAUACAAAGCUAUAAGAAAACCAAAGAAUGUUUAAUUGAAUUUGAUGAAUCAAUAACCACCAUAGAACAAGAUACUAGAAAGUUAAUUAAAGGUUUAAAGUCAUCAGAUUACAUUUUUGAAUUGUUAUUUUCUAUGUGUUUGAUCCAGAUGUAUAUGGAAGAACCAGAUGUUGUAGAAAUAAUAAAUGAUUUAAGAGACAUCUAUGAAAAUAGCAAGAAUACCGAGACUAAUUCAGUUAUGUUGACUGAAAUAUUAUUAAGUUUCUUGAGUAAGAAAACCCCAUUAUUCAAAGAAUUAUCAAAUAUUGUAUGGGAAGGUUAUUUAUGUGAAUCUGAUGAAAAUGGACUCAGACUAAAUGAAGAAUGUUUUAAAUUAUUAUUUGAUAUUUUGGAAACUAGAGAAAAUAAAGAAGGUCAACAGAAAUUAUUUGAAGGUGAAGAUGAAAUGGAAAUCGAUGAGAAAGGAGCAGAAAAUGAAAAUGAGGAAAAUGGAGAAAAUGAAGAUGAUGAGGAGGAGGAAAGUGAAGAAGAAGAAGAGGAGCUGGAGGGAGAUGAGUUGGCUGAGAUUGAUAAAGAGACGAAUUUGAAACUUGCUAAAGCUCUCGGUAUACCUACUUCAGAUUCCGGUGAGGUUAAAUUUGAUGAAUUAGAUGAUUUAUCAUCAAAUGAUGAAUAUGAAUCAGACUCAAUGGAUGAUGAACAAAUGAUGGCGAUGGAUGAUCAAUUAAGUAAGAUUUUUAAAGAUAGACAAGAUAUUUUAAAUAAUGUCCAAACUGGGAAUAAACGAAAAUUGGAAAAAUUAGAAGCAAAAGAUCAAAUCAUAUAUUUCAAAAACAGGGUAUUAAAUUUAUUGGAAACAUUCGUUAUUAAGAAUCCCAAUUCUGAAUUUAAUUUGGUUAUGUUACCUGUUUUAAUCAGAUUAAUGACAAUUACAACUGAUAAAAAUCUAGGAAAUAAGACACAUAAAUUAAUCAAGACCAGAAUUUCAAAAACUAAAUUAGAAAAAGGGGACGAAGAAGACUUAUUCAGAAUAUUGAAAGCCUUACAGAAUGAUUAUGGAAGUAUCAAAUCAGGUAAUAAUAUUGCAAUUCAAGCAUUAAAUCAAAGUUGUAUAAUCAUAUCCAAAAAUUUAUUAUUCAUAAAUUCAGAAAACUUGGUAAAGAUCAUGAAUGUGUAUUUUGACUCAAUGAAGUCAUGGAUAUUAAAUGAGGAUUCAAAGAUCUCCUCAUCAUUAUUUAUAGAUUUUAUAAAUUGGAUAAAUAGUAAAAAAUAGAUAGAACACAAUUGGUAGCAUAUUUGUAGUGUAAUUGGCCCAAUUUCUCUACCAAUUAGAAGUUGAACCAAGCGUAAUUUUUUUUUCAAACCGAAUAACGAAUAUUUGAAUAUUUAUUGAAGAAUUUAUCAUGUCAGCAUAUAAACAAGCAGGUAUUUCAUUAAAUAAAGCAUUAGCUGUUGCGGCUCAAACUUUAAGAAACUCAUUAAAAGCUGAAUUUAAAGCUGCUGCUGAAAGAAGAGGUGCUUGUGAUGCAAAAGUUAUAACUUAUAAAAAUGGUGAAGCUAGUGAAGCAAAACCAUUGAAAGCAAUUGACAAUUAG
Messenger RNA from Insectozyma verbasci, 3148 nucleotides. NCBI's taxonomy places the organism in Eukaryota, Fungi, Ascomycota, Pichiomycetes, Serinales, Debaryomycetaceae. The record is from the annotation of a GenBank genome assembly.